CUCAUCUCACCAUUCUCGUUCCAUCGCCAGCCUUGAAUUGUGGCAAAAGAAUGCUCAAGUGUCAGCGUCAAUGUCUGUAACAGUUUGCGCGUCACCACCCACAUCCACUGCCCCGCGGCGGAAGAAUUUGGCAGGCAAAAGAACCAAUUCACUCGGCUGGGCCAAGGCUGACUGCCACACCUGUGCAGAAAAACAACGGUUCUGCGAUCGCCGCCGCCCAAGAUGUAGUGCCUGUCUUGACGAGGGCGGUAUAUGUGGCGGCUACAUACAGGCACUGAAUUGGGAACGAGGGACUGUUCGACUGGGGAAAUCGCGAUCCAAGUCAAUAUCCGGAGCACCCGAGAAAUCGCUACCAGAUGAGAAUUCCAUCGCCCAAUUGCCCCAGCCACCCACAUUCGUCUUCGUCGACGAGACUCGGCCAGCCGAGCGAACGAGGAAGAAGGCAAGGAAGAAUUCAAAGUCGAGCGUUUCGAACCUCAGCCAGGGUGAUCGCUCCGCGCGGUCGUCAAUCUCCUCUAAUUGGGACUCUAUCUCUCCAACAUCUCCCUAUUCACCAUGCUCUCAAGCAAAGAGUGCGACGCCUCCAUCCGUAUACGAGCCCCAAGAGGUCAUUCUCUCUCUGUCACCUCGGAUUGAAAGGCCUCCGAUCGAGGACGCUUUGGCCUUCUACCACUCCCGCUUCUCAAAGACGACUCUGACCUGGGAUGUCCCCGUCAAUCCAUGGCAAGCGGCCCUACCGCAAAUUCACGAUGAUAUUCCCUGUGUACGCUAUGCGGCGAUCGCACUUGCUCAGCGUCAACAAGCACACCUUGCCAACAAGGCCGAGGGACUAGCCGUUCUCAACCUCAAAGCAAAAGCGCUGUCCGUCUUCGCCGCUCAUCUCAAUGACCUUUCUAUUGAAUCAGGCAUCUCAACUUCUCUUUUACUCAUAGCACUUGACUAUGCGGAGACUGGUCUUUCGAAUUGGACCAUCCAUUUGCGUGGAGCUCUGCAUAUCCUCGAGUCCAGCGGCGGCAUCCGACUUGCAGAAUCGCGUCAGAAUCUCCGAAGUCAGAUCGCCAUGUUACUCUGGUAUGACGUGGCUAGGGCGAUGCUGUCGCGGUGUCCACCCAUCUUUCCAAGACGAUACAUCGAAACUCUCAUGCUGUGGCAAAGCGAGAGUGAAUGGAGCAUGCUUGGUCUCAAUGGUCUCCCUGAUGGUAUGUUUCUUGACAUGUACGACCUUGCAAUAGCAGCCUCGCAUCCUGAAGAGUUGUCAGCCGAAAUGAUCUCAGCAUUCGAGGCGAAGAUUUUGGAUGCGACGGUCAGCAAUCAUGACCACAGGCAGCUCGCCGCCAUGGCACGCGUGUGGAAGCUGGGACUGCUGCUUUACUGCCGACGUGUGCUGGUUCCUCUCAUCUCCGGCGAGGAGUCCGCGAGGUAUGCCCUUGAGAACGACGUAAAGCCAUCUCUGCCAGUCGUUGGCCUCGCAGCAAAAUCCUUACACGACCCGCACGACCUUGCUCUCGAAAUCCUCCGCAUCGUAGCUGACCUACCUCCGGACAGCAAUUUCCAGAAGCAAUGCUUGAUGCCAAUAAUACUUGCUUCAGUAGAAGUACCAGCUUCCAACUCGCAGUACCGCAAGAUCGCUGUCGACUACUGCGAGCGCUGGAAGGAUAGGACUGGCAUUUGGAUCUUCGAUUCGGCGUUGGAGUUCAUGAGUGGCGUUUGGUCAAGGAAUGAUCGUGAAGUGACUGCUAGCGAGCUACGAGAUGGCACCUUGCACGAAUCUGAUGUUGAGGGUACGAAAGCAACUUGUAUAACUGUGCCAUGGACCGAGAUAUACCCACGGGGCAUCGAGUACGGAUUUCUGUUUGGCUGAAUGACACAUAUAAGACGGUGAAUUGCAUAUCCUGCCUCACGUACCUGGCCCCAGGGAGAACUACCGUAGUUAGUAUCUAGAUUGAGCAAUGAACCAUGUCAGCGCCUGAAA
Exophiala xenobiotica is the source of this 1972-nucleotide messenger RNA. RefSeq lists its product as uncharacterized. Gene Ontology annotation, molecular function: transcription cis-regulatory region binding; zinc ion binding; DNA-binding transcription factor activity, RNA polymerase II-specific. Gene Ontology annotation, biological process: positive regulation of transcription by RNA polymerase II. Lineage: Eukaryota; Fungi; Ascomycota; Eurotiomycetes; Chaetothyriales; Herpotrichiellaceae. The transcript has a single exon. Gene Ontology annotation, cellular component: nucleus. The record is from RefSeq and is a predicted model, not a curated record. Bases 71 to 1861 code for a protein of 596 amino acids.